Messenger RNA from Purpureocillium lilacinum, 366 nucleotides. RefSeq lists its product as uncharacterized. The record is from RefSeq and is a predicted model, not a curated record. Lineage: Eukaryota; Fungi; Ascomycota; Sordariomycetes; Hypocreales; Ophiocordycipitaceae.
AUGUCAGACCGACCUCAGCUAAACUACACUAUCGACCCCUCGACUAAUCCCGCCACAUGGCCCGGACCUAUCCCAACAUCUAGCUACAUUGACAUCUGUAAGGUGGAUGUCAUCUACGUCAACAUCAAUGCCGCCUCGGACUUCACCCUUCUUCGCACCGGGACCAAUGAACUCAUUCAGCAUGCAGUGAUACAGGUGACCAAGCACCUUGCGCGGGGUCUUUACCGCAUCAUCAGCAUGAACGUCAGCGAGUAUUCGUGUGUGGUUGUCAUGUCAACGGAGAAGCCGAGAAGUGAGCUCAUGUGGAAGAACGGCUUUCCGUGGGAUAAUGAAACGGAUCCGCAACCGGAGGUCGUGUUGAAGUAG